This is a messenger RNA of Microdochium trichocladiopsis, 1002 nucleotides long. RefSeq names its product acetoin reductase. The record is from RefSeq and is a predicted model, not a curated record. Bases 1 to 1002 code for a protein of 333 amino acids. Lineage: Eukaryota; Fungi; Ascomycota; Sordariomycetes; Xylariales; Microdochiaceae. Gene Ontology annotation, molecular function: oxidoreductase activity, acting on the CH-OH group of donors, NAD or NADP as acceptor. The transcript is spliced from 2 exons.
AUGCCCCUAAUUAUUCUCCGGAAGACACCUUCUCUAAGAGCCCCAUUGUCAUUACUUAGCACGGCUCGCCGCGUCUCUACACCAGGGCCGAGACCGCUGAGACACGACACCACGCCAAAGGGAGCAGCAGCAAAAAGAUCCUUCGCAACAAGCAGUGCCCUCUGCUCCAAUACCCGGCAGUCCGUCCCCGACGGGCGUACCGCGAUCGUGACCGGCUCGAGCAGGGGCAUCGGCAAGGCCAUUGCUCUCCGGCUCGCUUCGGACGGGUACAGUGUCUGCGUGCACGACGUGCCUGCCAACAAGGCCGGGUGCGAGGAGGUCGUCGAUGAGAUCAGGCGGAUGGAUGGCGGUGGCGGCGAGAAGCGGAAGGCGUGUUAUGCCCUUGCCGACGUGUCGAGGCGUGCAGAGGUCGAUGCGCUGAUCAAGACGAGUGUUGAGCAGCUCGGACCGCUGGAUGUCAUGGUCGCCAACGCCGGCAUAGCACAAGUCAAGCCCGUCCUCGACAUCACAGAGGCUGACCUGGAGCGCAUGUUCCGCGUCAACGUGCUCGGGCUGCACAACACCUACGCCGCCGCGGCGAGGCAGAUGAUUGCCCAGAAGAGCUGCAGGCCGGACCGGCCGGGCAAGAUCAUUGGCGCGGCCUCGAUCGCGGCGUUCAAGCCCACGCCCUUGCUCUCGCACUACACCGCGAGCAAGUUCGCUGUGCGCGGGCUGACCCAGGGUUUUGCCGUCGAGCUGGCGCCGCACAACAUCACGGUCAACGCGUACGCCCCGGGUAUCGUGGGCACGGCGAUGUGGGAUCUGAUUGACGCCGAGAUGGCCAGGCAGCAUGGCGUUGCGAAGGGCGAGGUGCUCAAGAAGAUGGUGCAUGACAACACCGCGCUGGGCAGGGUCAGUGUGGUUGAAGAUGUGGCCAGGCUUGUCAGUUUCCUGGCGAGCUCUGAUAGCGAUUUUGUGACGGGCCAAACUCAGGUUGUCGAUGGCGGCAUCGUCUAUACAUAG